CCAGAACUCGCAUAUUCGACUCGCAUAAGUCGCUGCAAUUUAUGUUCCGCAUUCACUAUGUGCUUGACUGUGCAGCUGAAAUAAGAAAUAUGAAGAAGUUAAAUAUUUUUGGAGACAUAUACGUAAAAGGAAUGGCGUAUACGUCGUUAAAGCACACAAUUUAUAUAAGGCGCCAGUUUUCAAAAGCGAUGUCCGAAACGUGGAAUUUGUUGCUGGUUAAAACACCUCAAUUCAAAUUUAACCAGAAUUAUCUGAAACAGUUUAAAUAUCAUACUUUUUUUAUGAGGACUAUAAUUUGUAGUUCUCGUUUAAGUAAUGAAAAAAAUAAUUUAGAAAAAAUCGAACGUGAAUCACUCUUAGAACAUUCAGAGUUUGCCGACAUUACAAAACAUUUAUAUAAACAUCCUGGAGUAGGUCAUAAUAUUCUUUUAAUUCAGCCUAGAGGUAGAGGUCCGCAGAGAGAAAGCAUAUCUGCAUGUGAACGAAAAUUAGAUGAAGCUGUAGCUCUUGUCAAAACCUUGCCUGAUUGGAAUGUUGUAGAAAAAUAUGUUAUCCGAGCUACAAAUUUGAAGUCAAAGUUGAUUUUUGGUAAAGGAAAUCUAGAAAACCUAAAAAAUAUUACUCGAUCAAAUCCUUCCAUAAGUGCUGUUUUCAUUGGUAUUGAUAUAAUGACUGCCCUUCAGAAUUCAGAAUUAGAGAAAUAUUUUCAAAUGCAAGUCUUUGACAGGUAUCAGAUCAUUCUUCAAAUAUUCCAUGAUCAUGCCCAUACAAAGGAAGCUAAACUACAGCUUGCUUUAGCUGAAAUUCCUUAUCUACGAGUGAAGCUUUCUGGUUACUCUUAUACUAGAAAUACUAGUUAUUUUAGUGGCAUUGAACACGUGGGUGGUGAUGGAGAAACAUACAUGGAGAUGCGUAGACGACUAUUAAAUGAAAGGGAAAUAAAAUUGAAGAAAGCACUUGAAAAAGUGAAAAAUCAACGUGAGCUUUUGCGGAGGAGUGAUAGAAGAAAUUCUUUACCUGUUGUUGCUAUUGUUGGUUAUACAAAUUGUGGUAAAACUACUUUAAUCAAAUCAUUAACUGAUGAUGAACGCUUGUUACCAGAAGAUAAAUUGUUUGCUACAUUAGAUGUUACAUUCCAUGCUGGGAUGCUUCCUUCAAAUCAAAAAGUCCUUUACAUUGAUACUGUAGGUUUCAUUUCUGAUGUUCCAACUGCCCUAAUUCAAUCAUUUAGAUCAACGUUAGAAGAGAUAACUUUAGCAGAUGUUGUAGUUCAUGUUCGAGACAUAAGCCAUCCUGACACAGAAGCUCAAAAGGAAACUGUCUUGAAAACAUUAGCAGAAUUAGAUUUGCCAUCUAAAUUACUGGACUCUGUAAUAGAAGUUCAAAAUAAAGUGGAUUUAAUUGAAAGGUUUGAUACAAUGGAUUCAAAUGCACUUCUUGUGUCUGCUGUACAUGGUACAGGUUUACCAGAUCUCUUAGAAGUAUUAGAACAAAAACUUUUUGAAAACACUGGUCACAGUGUAGUUUUAGUAAGAGUGCCUAAUGGUGGAGAUGCGUACAGAAAUGUCUAAUAACUGUCUCUACCACAAUAGAGAGUGGUGCCUGAAAUUCAUGUCUGAUGUGGAGAAGUAAACAAUGAUGCCAAACAAGCAUCUGAUGACAUUAAUGUUCAGAAAAGUGAAUUCAAACAAUAUUAAUAAAAAUUAUAAGGGAAAAAAAGAAAUCCAAAUCUUCUAGCUGUGAUUAAGGCGUCCCCUUUCUUUGUUUCAGAAAGCCAUAAACUGCCCAGUCAUUUAAGUUACUCGUAUUUGGCAGGCAACUCUUAUUCUUUUGUUAUUUCAAUAUACUUGAAGCAGUAAAUUAAACAUAUGCUCAUUAUUAAUUAAUUAAUUUCUAACUUUCCAUACUAAAAUCUCACAAUUUUUGCAGAUUGUCAGGUUUAUUUUAUACAAUGAUACAUACUGAAAUUGCAUGGUUUGUAUAACAUUUGAAUUAAAAAUGCUAGUGAUAAAUGCAUUAUUAAUCAGAAUUAAAAACAAUUAUAUUCUAAGACUGAAUACGUGGCAAGUUACUAUACUGGCAGGAAAAAUUAAAGGAACAAUUAUAAAAAGGUGCUCUAUGUUAAUUCUACUAUGUGAAGUCUACAGAAAGGAAGGUGUACAUAGGUUGUUUGUUUUUUCAACCUCCGAUCACAUAGUAUGAUGGCCAAGUAUGCGGCAGGUGGUUGGUGUGCGUAGUAGGCAACUGCGCAUCUCCUCCUCCACAGAUCACUAUUGAUAAUGUCGAUAUUGAUUCUCUCAGCAAGUGUGAAUUGCGAGCUGUUAUUCAUUUCUUGCAGGCAGAAGGGAACAGUGCAGCGGAAAUUCAUCGAAGAAUGAGUCGAGUGUAUGAAAACAGCUUUAUGAGUGAUGGCGUUGUUCGUGAAUGGUGUCGAAAGUUUAAAGAUGGCUGAACUGAUGUGCAUGAUAAAGGGCGUCAAGGACGCAAGUCUGUCGCUACGAGACGACAUUGCUCAACGAGUUGACCAAGCGGUUAAGCAAAAUCGAAGGUUUACCAUAAGUGAAUUAUCGAUGAAAUUU
Molecule: messenger RNA, 2579 nt
Organism: Stegodyphus dumicola
Lineage: Eukaryota; Metazoa; Arthropoda; Arachnida; Araneae; Eresidae
Product: putative GTP-binding protein 6
Cellular component (GO): cytoplasm
Molecular function (GO): ribosome binding; GTP binding
Source: RefSeq, a predicted model, not a curated record